Molecule: messenger RNA, 2511 nt
Organism: Cotesia glomerata
Lineage: Eukaryota; Metazoa; Arthropoda; Insecta; Hymenoptera; Braconidae
Product: cytosolic carboxypeptidase 6
Exons: 6
Coding region: 535-2436 (633 amino acids)
Biological process (GO): proteolysis
Molecular function (GO): zinc ion binding; metallocarboxypeptidase activity
Source: RefSeq, a predicted model, not a curated record
CUCCAAGUAGCGAAAAAAAAAAGUGAUGGAAUGAUGGAAUAGGAAGAUUGUUUGAGUAACGCGAUCGGUUAAUAUAACCAGAGAUUGCAUGCCAUCACGAAACGGCUUUCAAUUGCCGAAACAUAAAGAGGAGCCAUAAUGUCAACGAGGUUAUUAUUAUAUACGUCUUGCUCUUUAUUGGGCAUAACCAAAUUUCAUCUGAUUUGAUAGUCAUAAUCAUAAUUAUAAAUUCCAAUCAACAGGUUUUGCAUUGAGUCAGUUUUUUUAAUUAUUCAGCUCACGCUCGAGUUAUGAAUUGUGGAUUAAUUCAAUAAUGUUUAAGUUUGGCUCAACUUUUGAUUGCUGAGUUUGUUUAAAGAAUUUUGAUUUUUUAUAACAAACAGAGAAUAGAAUAAGCAGUUACCAGGGGCAGAAAGGUGUCAAACACAAGCACGAACAGUGAGCGACGUAGUGAGAUUGACCGAAACGCGAUCCUCUAGUUCAUGCUUAGAACUAUGCUUCAAAGUGUUGUGCACGUCGGUGCAUUAACGUGCGAUGGGUUUGCAAAAGUCGACCUCUGGCUUUUGCUAUCAGUCUUGUGCCGUGUUUUCCACCGGGUGGAACAAUUCUGUGUGGUACUGUUUAUUGUUGUUCUUUAUAAUGCACGGCAGAGAUGCACUAGAGCAUACUAGUCUUUAUCAACGAGCUGACAGCGAUGAUAGCGAUGCAGAAGGAGGACUUGGAAAUGUCAGCCGACUGAUUAUACGUCCGCCAGGACAUAGCGGCAAAGCAAAAAAAGGUCAUUUGUGCUUUGACGCAGCCUUUGAAACCGGAAACCUAGGACGGGUGGACCUAGUUUCAGAGUACGAGUAUGACCUCUUCAUCAGGCCGGAUACAUGCAGUCCGCGUCUGCGUCUGUGGUUUAAUUUCACAGUGGACAACGUUCGCCUGGACCAGCGCGUCAUAUUUAACAUCGUUAACAUAUCAAAAACCCGGAAUUUAUUCCGUGAAGGUAUGACCCCGCUGGUGAAGAGCACCAGCAAGCCAAGGUGGCAAAGGAUCCCUCGUCGGCAAGUUUAUUACUACAGAUCACCCCAGCAUCAAAAUCAUCACGUGCUAACUUUUGCCUUCAACUUUGAUCGCGAGGAUGACGUUUAUCAGUUUUCCCUCUCGUAUCCCUAUUCUUACUCCAGGUACCUCGGCCAUCUUGAUAAUCUCUGCACCAAGUGCUCCUCGGUGAAGCGCGAAACCUUGGCUUCCUCCAUCCAGAAGCGCAAAGUUGAGUUAGUCACUAUUGGAUCCAAUGCUGAAGAAAGACAGCGGAGAGUUGUUGCUGUUUUGAGCAGGGUGCAUCCCGGAGAGUCUCCUUCUUCCUUUGUUUGCCAGGGGCUGAUGGAUUUUUUGGUCAGUGCGCAUCCUAUUGCUCAAGUUCUGCGCGAUUAUGUUGUGUUUAAAAUUGUUCCGAUGCUCAAUCCUGACGGAGUUUUUUUAGGGAAUUACAGAUCAACGCUGAUGGGUGUAGAUCUGAAUCGAGCUUGGAAUAGAAUUUCGGAAUGGAUUCACCCAACUUUGUUUGCGACACGAACACUCUUAGAGGGUUUGGAUAAGAAUGCAAAUGCGCCUCUCGAUUGUGUUAUUGAUUUACACGCUCAUACUAAUGGCAAUGGGUUAUUUGUUUAUGGAAAUACUUACGAUGACGUAUAUAGGUACGAAAGACACAUUGUUCUCCCAAAGCUUUUGGCUCAGCACACAGAAGACUACAAUCCAGACAAUACAAUGUACAACCAGGAUCCCCAUAAAGCUGGAACAGCACGUCGUUUUUUGUGCUCUAUUCUCAGUGAGCACGUCAAUUGCUACACGAUUCAAGUUUCCAUGUAUGGCUAUUACCGUAAAGGAUCACCUGAGCUUCUUCCUUAUACUGAGGAAAGCUAUUACAGAGUAGGACGAAACUUAGCCCGAGUCCUGAUGGAGUAUUACAAGCUGACAGGAUUGAUACCCUCGGGACUACCCGACCAGCCGUCGAACAAACGGGGCCGUCAAUCCAGACAGAGGUAUCGGCAACCUCGGGAUCCACGACCCCGGACAGCCAGGACGCCUGCGCCCUUACAUCUCGCAAGCAUUCACGAGUACUUCAAAGAAGAUAUACCGGAAUUACCCACGGGACCUCGGUACCGAUCAAUGAGCGGGACCAGAAUGAACCUGGGGGCGGGUACUGCCAGUGCGAUCGGCACGACCAGUGUCAAAAACCCGAGCUACAGGUAUCGCAGCCCGGGGGCAGGUCCGCUGGACGCCGGCAAGUCUAACGGGCUCUUGAUAAUGCAAGGACAUUCUGAGCCAAGACUGGCUAUCAUUGACUUCAAUCAGCUGACCAGAGGUGGUCUGGACCGCGCCACCGGAAAAAAUCGCGCUAAAAUUCCUAGAAAAUCGCCCGAUCGCUUGACCAAAUUCAGGCGAUAAUUUUGGGAUUUUAAUUUAAUUUUUGUACAUAGGCUUUGCGCUCAAUUUUUUGAAUUAUUAAUUAAAUUACUUUAC